AUGAAUGGCGCUGGCCCCCACGUUAGCCGUGAGUUCUUCGACCUCAUCAAGUUCAUCGGGGAGGCAAGGUCUAAACAGGAGGAAGACCGCAUCAUAGCCAAUGAGACUGUCGUGUUGAAGCAGCGGAUGAACCAGCCCAGAGUCUCGACACGCAAGAUGCAAGAAUUCAUAAUCCGAAGCAUUUAUAUCGAGCUGCUGGGCCACAGCGCCGCCUUUGCACAUAUCCAUGCAGUUAAUUUGGCGAACCAGCAGCAGGCCAAGGCGAAGUGGAUAGGAUACUUGGCCUGCAAUUUGUUCCUCCAUCAAGACCACGAGCUGAUGCUUCUGCUCGUGAACACCAUCCAGAAGGACCUGCGUUCUCCAAACGUGUUGUUUGUGCACGCGGCGCUGCAGUGCGUCUCGCGGCUGCUGACGCUGGACAUGCUGCCUUGUGUUGCUGCAGCAGCAGCAGAUUUGCUGCAGCACCCAGCAGCAGCAAUUCGCCGCAAAGCCCUGAUGGUGCUGCACCGCAUUCUCAUCCUGAGCCCCCCCCCCCCGCUGCCGGACCCGCAGCAGCAGCAGCAGCCGCAGCAGCAGCAGCAGCAGCAGCAGGAGGGCUACGUGGUGGCGGAUUUGUUCGGGAAAGUGCGCCGCGCAGUCUGCGACGGAGACCCUUCAGUCAUGGGGGUUUCUGUUCAUCUGUUGGGACUUUUGGCAAAAACUCACAAACCCCAAAGUAGGGUUUUCAUUCCUUCUUUGGUUUCCAUUCUCAAACAAAUCAUCGACAGAAAGCUCCCCAAAGACUACGAAUACCACAGAGUCCCGGCGCCCUGGAUCCAGAUGAACAUUUUGUCGGUGCUGUCUUCGCUGGUGGCGGGAGACCCCCGGCUUUCUUCGGAGGUUUACUUGGUGCUGGAGGAGACGAUGCGGCGCGCAGACUGUUCCGCUAAUGUAGGGUUUGCAUUAGUGUAUUCGGGGGUUUGUGCUGCUGCUGCAGUAUACCCGCAGCAGCGGCUGCUGGCAGCAGCAGCAGCAGCAACGUCCAAGUUUUUGCUGUGCAGCAACAACAACCUGCGCUACGUGGGCGUGGCGGGGCUCGCUGCGCUCGCUGCUGUCGCAGCUAGCCACGUAGCUAGCCACCAGCUAGCUGUCAUUGACUGUUUGGAAGAUGCAGACGACACUCUCAAACACAAAACCCUUUGUCUUCUUUCUGCAAUCACAAACCCUAGCAACGUGGCUUUCGUCGUCGCCAGCCUCAUGCAGCACCUGCGCACAGCAGCAGACCCUCACCUCCGCGCCAGCCUCGUUUCCCGAGUCGCCAUGCUCGCCGAAAGGUUCUCGCCAAACCCUAAGUGGUUCGUGGGCGCGGUGCUCUCGCUGCUGGAAGUGGGGGGGGCCUGCGCGUCCUUAAGUGCUGCUGGAGUCGCGCCGGCGCUGGCAGCAGCAAGCAGCAGCAGCAGCAGCAGCACAGCAGCAGCAGUUCACGCAGCACAGUCGCUGCUGCAGCUGCUCGUCGACGGCAGCGACGGAAGCCCCGAAGAAGACACAGCUUUUAGGACUUAUGUGGUCAACUCUUUGGCGCUGCUGCUGCAGCAAAAGAAGCAGCUGCCCGACAUCCUCAUCCAGGUGGCAAGUUGGGUGCUGGGGGAGUAUGGCUCCCUUUGCUCUCUGCCGGAUUUCACGCAGCACGACUUGCUGGCACUGCUACGGGACGCAGCGCUGCGUACCAAAAGCGCGAGCACCCAGGGCUGGGCGCUGUGGGCGCUGGUGAAGCUGUCGGCGCUGAAUGCAGCAGCAGCAGCAGCAGCAGGCCCUGCAGCAGCAGCAGGAAAGGCAGCAGCUGUUGACGGCCUCGUGCUGCAGCUGCUGCAGCAGCAGCAAAAGUACCUCGGCUCCACUGACAUACAAGAAAGGUGUUUUAGAGGGGCUUUGCUGCUGCAGCUGCUGCCGCCCCGGCUCCUCGGGGAAGUUUUCCCCUUUGAUGCGGCAAACGAAGAUAUUCCAACAGAGGACCUGCUGAACACAGGAGCCGCCUACGCUCGUGCUGCUGUUGCAGCUGGAGCCGCGGAGUACGUGCCACUGAGCAAGAGAGCAGCAGCAGCAGCUGCUGCUGCUGCUGUUGCUGCUCCAGAUUCAGCAGUGCAUGCAACAGCAGUUGUUGCGCAGCAACACCAGCCACACCACACAGCUGCUCUUAACUUCACGCCCUACGCUCCGCCGGCUGCACCGCAGCAGCAGCAGCAGCAGCAGCAACUGCACCAGCAGCAUCUGCAGCAAGGGGCUGGCAGCGCUGCUGCUGAGUCCAGCACUGGCUUCAAUGUACAGGGGCCUCGUCGGUGGGGCCCGUUUGGCUUUGUGGGGACAAUCAACGGCGCUGACCCAGCAGCAGCUGCUGCUGCUGCUGCACCUGCUGCUGCCAGCAGCAGCAGCAGCUGGCAGCCGCAUGCAGCAAUCGCAGCCGUCUCCGCUAUGGAGCUGCCGCCGCAGCCUCAGUACGCGCAGCAGCAGCAGCAGCAGCAGCAGCACCGGGAGCUCACAGAGCGGGAGCGCAUGGCUGCUGCGCUGUUCGGGGGGCUUGCUGGGGACGCCACAGCAGCAGCAGCAGCAGCUCCUGUUGCUGCUGCUGCAAUGCCUGCAAGCGGGACACCUCUCAUCAUUUCCCCGUCAGCAACGGCCCCUGCUGCUGCUUCUGCUGCUCCUGCUGCUCCUGCUGCUCCCUCAGUAGUUCAGAAGCACGCCCCCCCAGUCGACCUGCUUGACCUUGACAGCAGCAGCAGCAGCAGCAGCAGCAGCAGCAGCAGCAGCAGCACUGGGGUAGAUGAUCUGGUUAUGGAUGUCCUGUCACUGAGUCUGCAGCAGCAGCAGCAGCAGGAGCAACAGCUGCUCCAGCCGAUGGCGAUAACGACAGAACAGUUGGGCCGCGGCUGGGGUCUGCUGCCUGGGGAGGCCGCAGCAACUGCGGCGCUGCAGCGGCCGACGGCUUGCGCAGACUACGCCCGAGAAGUCUUCUCUAAAAGCCUCGGGGCAGCAGUGGUAGAAGUCAUUGGCGAAGAAGCUGUUGCUGCAGGCACUGCAGCAGAAGGCGCGUCUAGCUAA
Messenger RNA from Eimeria tenella, 3075 nucleotides. Its product is annotated as adaptin N terminal region domain-containing protein, putative. Bases 1 to 3075 code for a protein of 1024 amino acids. The record is from RefSeq and is a predicted model, not a curated record. Gene Ontology annotation, molecular function: cargo adaptor activity. Gene Ontology annotation, cellular component: membrane coat; AP-4 adaptor complex. Gene Ontology annotation, biological process: receptor-mediated endocytosis; intracellular protein transport. NCBI's taxonomy places the organism in Eukaryota, Apicomplexa, Conoidasida, Eucoccidiorida, Eimeriidae. The transcript is spliced from 16 exons.